AUGUCAUCACAAAGAAAACUCAACGCAUACUUGGAACGCAAAGACUCACUAAUAAACCAAUACCGCUCUCUCGAAUCCGAAUUCUCUUCUGAUCAACAAACACCCUUUUACGUGCUCACCAAACUCGACGAAUUAGUUUACGAAUACAACGUUUGCAAAUCAUAUUUCGAAACUCAGCAAUUGACACAUAAACCCAGCUUACCUGGGGAGACUAUACGACAAACGGAAACUAAGCUCAGACUCAUUAGUGAGAAGAUAAGGAGUAUUGAGGAUGAAAUCCGCUUUGAUGAGUUGGCGACUCAAGUGCCGAGAUUGAGUAUCGCGAGAAAGGAGAUCACUGAGAAUGCGAAAGAGGCAGGGAAGAUUAUUCAUAGUCAUGAAGGGUUGAAUCCUAAGCAUCAGUGGCGGUUGUUGGAUCCUCGAAUAUAUGAGUUGAAGAAGAAUGUGAAGCCGAAACCUAAUCUGAAAAGGGUCAAGAAGGAAAAGGUUGCUAAAAAGUAG
Messenger RNA from Lodderomyces theae, 501 nucleotides. RefSeq lists its product as uncharacterized. The transcript has a single exon. The record is from RefSeq and is a predicted model, not a curated record. NCBI's taxonomy places the organism in Eukaryota, Fungi, Ascomycota, Pichiomycetes, Serinales, Debaryomycetaceae. Bases 1 to 501 code for a protein of 166 amino acids.